AUGGGACGAAGCACGACAGUCCUUCAAUACUUGACUACUAGGAGAUAUCGACUUCCCAACCCACCUAUCACCAAUCUGGCACCAGUACACAAAAGGCGUAAAACAUCCAACAUAGUGACCAUCAAUACUAAGUCCGAGUACAGUCUGCCCUUCACUUUGAACAACUCAGAACUUCUCAGGGAACACUCAUACAUUGACGCCAAACGGGUGGAAGCCAAAAGCGGGAAGCGUUUUGCGGUCAUUGAUCCUGGCUCCGCCUACAGAGCAUUCUAUAAAUACAGCAAGAUCUCUCCACGAAAACGCGCACAGCUUCUUCUCAAAUGGCAUAAAUUGAUUGCUGUCUCAAAGGAUGACCUCACGAUCAUUCUAACAUAUGAAACCGGCAAACCGUUGGCAGAGUCGCAUGGCGAGUUAGACUUAUCACUCAGCUUUGUAUGGUGGUACGCUGGAGAAGCGGAGCGUAUCCAGGGGGACCUGUAUAUCCCUGCAAACACAAGUCGCCGUGUCUUGACAGUCAAGCAACCCAUUGGUGUGGCAGUGGGCUUGGUGCCGUGGAAAUUUCCUGUAGCUAUGGUUCUACGGAAGGCUGGCGCUGUCUUUGCCGCUAGAUGUCUUAUAGUUUUCAAAACAAGCCCUGAAACACCCCUUACAUGUCUCGCACUAUCUUACCUUGCAUCGAAAGCAGGGUUCCUGCCAGGAGUCUUCAACGUCUUGACUACCAGUCUACAGAGCACACCUAGCCUAUCGGAGGCCUUGAUGUUACACCCACUGGUUAAGAAGGUCACUUUCACCGGCAGUACGCGUGUGGGAAAGCUUGUGGCAAGUCUCUGCGCGAAAGGACUCAAAAAGUGCACCCUCGAAUCGGGAGGAAAUUGUCCUUUUAUCGUCUUCGAUGAUGCUGAUCUGGAGCAACUGGUUUACGUUCAAGCUGGCGUAUACGAUGAGUUUGCAGCAUUGCUCAUUGCUAAAACUAAAGAACUGAAGGUCGGACAUGGUUGCGGACGCAGUGAAGAACGGAGCAACUCUAGCACUCUAGCAUUUGGCACGGGAAAAGCACAUAAUUUGGCUCUAACAGACGAAGUUGCUGGACUCAGUGAGCCUACUUCGGGAUAUUUCUUCGACCCUACCGUCUUAAUCAACGCGAAACAAGGUUCACUCAUUAGCCAGGAAGAAACCUUUGGCCCUGUCCUUGGCUUAUUCAAGUUUGAGACUGAACAGCAAGUUGCGGAAUGGGCCAAUAGCACCAGUAUGGGCCUUGCCAGCUAUGCAUUUACCAAAAAUGUCGACAGAUUGUUCAGGAUGCUGGAGAAUUUGGAGGCAGGCAUGAUUGGACUGAACACAGACAACAGCUCCGCUGCUGAAAGUCCAUUUGGAGGUAUCAAAGAAAAGGACAAAGAUGGAAAUGUGAUCGGUCGGCUGUUGAUUCCACGCCCAACAAACGAUCCAAAGGACCCGCUGACUUGGAGUGUAUGGAGAAAGCACAUGGCCUUUGCCGGUAUUUCCUUCUCCGUGUUCUUAUCCAACUACAGCCUCACCGCCUUGACGCCCGGAUUGACCAAGGUUAUUGAAAGAUUCGACGUCUCGACCACUCAAAGUAGCUACCUAAUCACGAUGCAAGUCCUUCUUGGUCUUGGAGUACGGAUUAAGGAUGCCAUGUAUUGA
This is a messenger RNA of Cladophialophora immunda, 1662 nucleotides long. RefSeq lists its product as uncharacterized. Lineage: Eukaryota; Fungi; Ascomycota; Eurotiomycetes; Chaetothyriales; Herpotrichiellaceae. The transcript has 7 exons. The record is from RefSeq and is a predicted model, not a curated record. Bases 1 to 1662 code for a protein of 553 amino acids. Gene Ontology annotation, molecular function: succinate-semialdehyde dehydrogenase (NAD+) activity.